ACCACAAAGUUCCUCUCAUCACUGUUUCUCAUCACCUCAUCAAGAACUCCAUCUUCAAUCAGAAAUCCAACAUUUCGAAUUCUCAUAGGAAAAACAACUAGGAAAUUACAGUUUUACCCCUCUUCCAACCCAAAAUUAACAAGGAAAUUACAGUUUUACCCCUCUUCCAACCCAAAAUUAACAAGGAAAAUCAGGGGUAGUUGAAGAAACUUCUCAGGAAAAAGGAAAAGAAAGGAGAAGGCCAAACCUAUUCUAUGCUUCACAACACCAAUCUAGAGUAACCAAAGAUCCAAGUUCAGACAAUGGCAACAAUCUCUACAGCCAAGCCCCUAAACUACACAAAUUCAGUCUUCUCUUCAUCAAGAACAAGCUUAGGACGUCACCAAGAACAGGUAAUUUUCUUCACAACAGGCAAACAAGCCAGCAAGAGAGGCAAAGCCAGCACAACCCCAUGGCUGAUAACCUGCUCAGCAGGCGACCAACAGACAGUUGUGAUCGGUCUAGCAGCAGAUUCAGGGUGUGGGAAGAGCACUUUCAUGAGGAGGCUAACCAGUGUGUUUGGAGGUGCAGCAAAGCCACCAAGAGGUGGAAAUCCAGACUCCAAUACACUCAUAAGUGACACUACAACUGUGAUAUGUUUAGAUGAUUACCAUUCGUUGGAUAGAACUGGAAGAAAAGAGAAGGGAGUUACUGCACUUGACCCAAGAGCCAAUGAUUUUGAUCUCAUGUAUGAGCAAGUUAAGGCUCUCAAAGAUGGAAUUGCAGUUGAGAAGCCUAUUUAUAAUCAUGUCACUGGUCUUCUUGAUCCACCUGAGCUUAUUAAGCCCCCUAAGAUCCUUGUCAUUGAAGGCCUACACCCAAUGUAUGAUUCACGAGUUAGGGAUCUUUUAGACUUCAGCAUUUACUUGGAUAUCAGCAACGAGGUCAAAUUCGCUUGGAAGAUUCAGAGAGACAUGGCAGAGAGAGGUCACAGCCUCGAGAGUAUCAAAGCAAGCAUCGAAGCGCGAAAGCCAGAUUUCGACGCGUAUAUCGAUCCGCAGAAGCAAUUCGCCGAUGCGGUGAUCGAAGUGCUGCCGACGCGAUUGAUUCCAAAUGACUACGAAGGGAAAAUUCUUAGGGUUAGAUUGAUAAUGAGAGAAGGAAUCGAGCAUUUCAAUCCAGUUUACCUGUUCGAUGAAGGCUCUACGAUCUCGUGGAUUCCUUGUGGGAGAAAGCUUACAUGUUCUUAUCCUGGAAUCAGACUAUCCUGUGGCCCUGAAACUUACUUCGGUCAUGAGGUAACUGUAUUGGAGAUGGAUGGGCAAUUUGAUAAAUUGGAUGAGCUUAUAUAUGUAGAGAGCCAUCUAAGCAACAUUUCCACCAAAUUUUAUGGUGAAAUUACACAACAAAUAUUGGAGCAUUCUGAAUUUCCAGGAAGCAAUAAUGGAACAGGCCUUUUUCAGACCAUCAUUGGCUUGAAAAUUAGAGACAUUUAUCACCAAAUUAUAGCCUCCAAACAACUAUCUCAAACUCAAUCAGCAAAGGCUUAAAAAGUCGACCCGGUUUGUGUGAGUCGAGAAAUUGAAUUUUUUAGUUCAACAAUGGUCGGGUGGAGGAUGGAACCGUAUCGAUUGUUGGAACGGUAGUUAGUAGUUUAUCUACUGAACUAUUCUUGAAUUGGUUUGGUUUUGGUCAUAGUUAAAAA
This is a messenger RNA of Cucurbita maxima (winter squash), 1684 nucleotides long. RefSeq names its product phosphoribulokinase, chloroplastic-like. Gene Ontology annotation, molecular function: ATP binding; phosphoribulokinase activity. Lineage: Eukaryota; Viridiplantae; Streptophyta; Magnoliopsida; Cucurbitales; Cucurbitaceae. The transcript is spliced from 6 exons. The record is from RefSeq and is a predicted model, not a curated record. The coding region runs from base 303 to 1529 and encodes 408 amino acids. Gene Ontology annotation, cellular component: cytoplasm; chloroplast. Gene Ontology annotation, biological process: carbohydrate metabolic process.